AUGAGAAUGGCAUGGGUUUCACUCCAUAAAGAUGAUUUACUGCGCCCAAAGAUACGAAGUGCUUCACGUCUGCCAUCCCAAAAACAGAGCAAUUAUCAAACACCUCCUCUGGAAGAGCUUCAGCGCCUGCUUUGGGCUCACAAACCUUCCACAGGCCACGUGAAUGAAGUCUGGCCAAACCUCUUUGUGGGAGAUGUGUAUACAGCUCGUGACAAAGAUCAGCUGCAACACAUGGGCAUCUCCAACAUUGUGAAUGCUGCCGCAGGCAGAUUUCACAUCAACACUGGAGCCAAGUUCUACAGAGACCUGCCUGUGGAUUACUAUGGAAUAGAAGCAGAUGAUGAUCCAAAUUUUGAUCUCAGCAUUUACUUCUAUCCUGUUGCUAGGUAUAUAAGAGCUGCACUAAAGUCUCCAAGAGGCAAAGUAUUGGUUCACUGUGCAAUGGGGAUCAGCCGAUCAGCAACUCUUGUGCUUGCCUUCUUAAUGAUCUGUGAAAGCUUGUCCCUUGUGGAUGCAAUUCAGACUGUGCGUGAACACAGAGCGAUCUGCCCCAAUUCCGGCUUCCUCAGGCAACUUCGGGAGCUGGACAUCCGAUUAAGGAGAGAACAGCUAGAACGAACAGACUCCUUCAGGCUUUAGCUACAGAUACAUCUCCAGAUUCCCAAACAAGAGAACUGGGUUGCCCUUCUGAAGACCGCAUCUCUGCAAGAUGCAUAAACCUGGAAGAUACUGUGUUUGGAGAACUCUGUCUGGGACUUUCAUUGCACAAGUCGUCAGAAAAAGGGGUCCUAGUUUAUUUAAGUGACAAUGUGCUUGCCAAUUCAAAGACGUGAAAUAAAGAGGCAAUCCGUAUGGUACA
Molecule: messenger RNA, 859 nt
Organism: Gavialis gangeticus (Gharial)
Lineage: Eukaryota; Metazoa; Chordata; Crocodylia; Gavialidae
Product: dual specificity protein phosphatase 13-like
Exons: 4
Coding region: 1-639 (212 amino acids)
Biological process (GO): negative regulation of MAPK cascade; protein dephosphorylation
Cellular component (GO): cytoplasm
Molecular function (GO): MAP kinase phosphatase activity; protein tyrosine/serine/threonine phosphatase activity
Source: RefSeq, a predicted model, not a curated record